Podospora pseudopauciseta is the source of this 300-nucleotide messenger RNA. RefSeq lists its product as uncharacterized. Lineage: Eukaryota; Fungi; Ascomycota; Sordariomycetes; Sordariales; Podosporaceae. Bases 1 to 300 code for a protein of 99 amino acids. The transcript is spliced from 4 exons. The record is from RefSeq and is a predicted model, not a curated record.
AUGCUCAUUUCCAAGGCUCAGUGUGUAUCAACACAUCUAGACCAAUCAACCCGGAUCAAUUCAUCUUACAAGCUCACUGUCUAUCUCCACGCCGCCAUCGCCACAUCUUCCGUCAUCUCUACCCUGGUAUUCUGGGGUGGUUUGAAGCUUCAAUGCGCUAGGCAUCUCACAUCAAACGCUUCGCUUGACCUUGUGCCACAGCCUCACGUUUCCUGCCGGCUGAAGAUAUACGACCACUACAGUUACCGCCAGAUGAUGAAAGAAGCCUCGCAGACGACCCCGCGCGACUCGGCCUCCUAA